AUGAGGCUGUCUGCUAAGUUUCAGCAGCCUUGUGUCCAAUCUUUCUGGCUGGACCGGUGGCAGGAAUGCAGGGUGCGGCAACCCGGGUGGAUGAGAGGUGAAAGAAGAAUCACAGAAGAAUGGUGGGCGUUUUCAGAGGACCUCGAGGGGGAUUUCAAAGCAGGUGAAGAUCCGACAGUGGUCCUCCCGCCUGUGAUGUCCGCCAGUCCGAGGAACCACGGGUGGAAAGGGGAAAAGAAAGCAGAGCACCAGAAUAAGUAA
Penicillium oxalicum is the source of this 261-nucleotide messenger RNA. RefSeq lists its product as uncharacterized. The coding region runs from base 1 to 261 and encodes 86 amino acids. The record is from RefSeq and is a predicted model, not a curated record. The transcript has a single exon. NCBI's taxonomy places the organism in Eukaryota, Fungi, Ascomycota, Eurotiomycetes, Eurotiales, Aspergillaceae.